Messenger RNA from Aspergillus pseudonomiae, 1308 nucleotides. RefSeq names its product casein kinase family protein. The coding region runs from base 1 to 1308 and encodes 435 amino acids. The record is from RefSeq and is a predicted model, not a curated record. NCBI's taxonomy places the organism in Eukaryota, Fungi, Ascomycota, Eurotiomycetes, Eurotiales, Aspergillaceae. Gene Ontology annotation, molecular function: protein serine/threonine kinase activity; ATP binding. The transcript has a single exon. Gene Ontology annotation, cellular component: nucleus; cytoplasm. Gene Ontology annotation, biological process: signal transduction; peptidyl-serine phosphorylation.
AUGACGACUGAGAUAGCAUCUAUAGGGCCAUAUGAGGUCCUCGCGUGGCCAGAUCGGCUGGGGUCUCUUGGGGUUGGUAGGGACUCAGUAUCCAGUUAUAGCAAAAGCAGUCCAAUUAACAUUGUGACAGCACGUCAUCGACUCACAAGAGAGCGAUUUGCAAUAAAAGCCGAAAGUAUCCAGUCAUUAAUAAAUGAAGCACAUAUACUUCAUGCGGUGUCUGGAGGCAUCGGCAUACCGCAGUUGCAUUGGUUUGAAACGGUUGAUGAAAGAGAUGUUUUGGUCACGGAUUUGUAUGGCCCAUGUCUGGAGGAAAUAUUUUGCAAAUCCGGCCGCUACUUUAGCAUGCAAAUGCUGCUCCAGCUUGCAGAACCGCUUCUAUCCCGUAUAGAGUUUAUUCAUUCCCGGAAUAUUAUCCAUGGUAACCUAAACCCAUGGUCCUUUGCCUUAGGCAAUAUGGAAUGGCAAAACCAGCAGGUUCUUCUGGUGGACUUCAACACCCAAAUAGCACCUGAGGCGACCAUACAUUGUGAUCUAUACGCUGUUGGCCAAAUUUUGGCCUAUUUCUACAGGGGCAGAGAGUCCUGGGAGCAGUAUCAAGAGAGUAUGAAAGGUGGUUACGACCAAGAAACUGCCCCGGUAAUUGUUCAAUACUUCCAAGAAAUAUCCUCAUGCAAGGCCAAGAAUCCCGACUACGGACAUUUAAAACAGGUCUUUCAUACGGCCCUGCAAGACUUAGCAUUCCACUUAGCAAUUGCAUUGGACCUGAAAGGUCCACGAGCAAUCACGAAGGGGUUGCCGCCUCGGAUAGAUGCAUUACCAUCAAUGACCACUGAAUCCUUAUUCGAUGCUCUCAAUCUCAAGCUGUCACAGAGUGGUCGACAAAUUGGGAGAUCUACAGCCACUCUUCGAGCAUGCGAAUGGCUUGACCUCCUGGAGCUUUUUGACGAUAUUUUAAAGAUAUAUACUAUUAUACUUCUCCGAGAUAGGCCGUUUGUAAAGAAGGAACAAUUUUUGCGUGCAUACCAACUUCCAAACCGUCUCUGGAGGGAUUUACACUGGUUCCUAAAACGUAUCAACAGCGGAACUGACGGCAUAUCGAGCAUCUUUCGGCGUACAAUCAAUGAGAGGGCAUAUAAAUUCAUCUCGGCUUUAUAUGACAUAUACCCGUCCUAUCGGCCAUACUGGACAGAGUAUUUGCUAACGCUGGCACGUGAGAGGAAAGAGAUUGUACUUAUUGACGAGAAACCGGUCUGGACGCAAACUGUACUCUACUGGCAGGUACAGCUCGGUCGAGAAAGGGCGUAG